CUGAACCAAGAAGUUCUGAGUACCGUCUGGCACUUACCUCCUCUUUCUCCUUUUCCCUCUCUUCACCGAACAUUUACUUUCGAGGCUUUGCGUUUGGGAAACUGCUGAUCAUACAAGUCUGAUCUACAGAUUCUUACAGGCACUAUGACGUCGACCCCGAAUCACACGCUACUAUUGAGUACCGACUACGGCAAGAGCUCGAAGGAGCUGAUAGAGUUCGUGGGUGAGCUUAGGUCACUAGGUGCACAUAUUGACCUCGAGCUUCCCCGCAUCGUCGUUAUUGGCAAUCAGAGUGCCGGGAAGUCCAGCUUAGUGGAAGCAAUCUCAGGGAUCAGCGUACCUCGCGAUGCCGGCACUUGCACUAGGUGCCCCAUGGAAUGCCGGUUGGCAUAUGUUCCCAGCGAAUGGUCCUGCCAAAUCAAGAUUCGCUGGGAAUACGAUGAAAAGGACAAGAGAUACGAAGAGGUGUCCGAAGUGGACUUCGGUGCCCUGUUGACGGAUAAGGCUAAAGUCGAGCCCAUGCUACGUCGGGCGCAAGCCGCAGUGCUCAAUCCGCACGUUCUGAAGGACGAUUUUGUGGACAUGAGUGACGAGAAGUUGAGGGCUCCGAAGAUAGCGGGGCGAAAGCCCCUUCUAUUUUCCAGGAACGUUGUGUGUGUUGAGCUCGCCGGUCCCGACCUCGUUGACUUGUCUUUCGUUGAUUUGCCUGGCAUUGUUCAGAAUGCUGAUGCGGAGAUUGUCAAGCUAGUCGAGGAUCUCGUUACAUCGUAUAUACAGGGCACAAGUCUGAUUCUCGUGACAUUACCCAUGAGUGAUGACAUCGAGAAUCAAAAGGCCGCUAGGCUGGCUAAGCUUGCGGAUCCCCAAGGUCUUCGAACGAUAGGAGUCAUGACAAAGCCCGACAUGCUGACUGCAGGUGCAACAAAAGCACGGAGCUUGUGGCUCGAAGUAUUGGAAGGACGGCGUCAUCCUCUUCGUCACGGCUACUACUGCACUCGCCAACCAGACGACGACGAGCGUACUAGGGGUAUCACUACCGCGGAAGCCCGUGCGGCAGAGUCUGCAUUCUUCCAGAAUACCACCCCCUGGUGUGAAUCGACACACCGCGAUCGUUUCGGGACGACGUACCUCGUGCAAAACAUCAGCAGCCUUUUGACCCAGAUCAUCCGUGAAUCCUUGCCCGUACUGAUCGAUCAGGUCGCGACGCAACUCGAAAGUUGCAAUGCUCAACUCGCGAAACUUCCUCCGGCAAUCACAACUGAGCCGACAGCUUACGUGGUAGAGCUCGUCACUGAGUUCUCAACAGAGUUGGCCCAGUCCGUCCGUGGUUCUCCCACAAACACUGCACUCGUUCAGAGCACUCGUCGCAUAUAUGGUUCCUUCAAGCACGCCAUCCGUUCAUCCGCCCCGCCUUUCGUACCCUACAAGGACGCUACACAUGCUCCUAGAGAUAUCUCUGAGUAUGUGCGCGUCGACGCCCAGGACCGCAGCGCUGGGAAGAAGUCCUUUGGCAAUAUCAUGUACUUGGAGGACAUUCGGGAACACAUUAGCGCGUCCAUCACUCGCGAGCUUCCCGGAAAUGUGCCAUACGCUGCAAAGGAGUCCCUCUUACAGUCCUUCCAGCAGUCGUGGGAAAGCACUGCCUCGAGCUCUUUCGAUGCCGUCCAAGAAGCCUUUCAGCAUACUUUAUCGAAACAAAUCAAGAAAUACUUCGAGAGGUACGGUAAUCUCAUGGCCAUCGUAAAACCUUUAGUGUCUGAACUAGUUCGCCAGUGUGCCGAGCGCACUGCGUUACAGAUGCGGACGGUUUUACAGCUAGAAACGUCGCCGUUCACUCAGAACAAUCAUUACUUGAGUGAAUGUCGCGACAAGUGGCUCGCGAAGUAUAAGGAUGCCCGUGCCGGUGAGAGCGCGGCAGAGCGUGUCAAUCCCGCUCCAUCCGCUCCUGCCCAUCCCGUUCCUUUCACUUUCGCUAGCACUGCAUCAAAGACCGGAGAGAAGGAGACUAAGACAGUUAAGGCGAAUAACAAUCCGACAAAGAAGGCUGCUACGCCUAAAGCACGUCAAGCUAAACAGCAGGUGCAGCCUCAGAAGGACAGCUCGUCUUCUUCUGACUCUUCGAGUGACGAUGAAGAUGAGGAUGAGGAUGAGGCCCAGCCGGUCACCCAAGCGGGGAUGAAGUCUUCUAAAGCUGCGCACACCUUCAGCUUCCUACCGGCGGCGACUACACGCCCUGCGGCGCCAUCUAUGGACGGGAACGAGAAGCAAACGCUGAUCCGGGAAACCCUCGCAAAUCUGACGAAGCUCGGAUAUCAUGGGCUUGGGGAGGUUGACCUGGGGAAGCUGAACCCGCCCGAUAUCUACGAAGAGGAGUUGCAAGUGAUGGCUGAAGUGCGAGCAUAUUUCCAAGUCGCUUACAAGCGCGUAAUCGAUUACAUACCUCUGUCCAUCGACCACCAUUUCCUAUACGCGUUCUCCGUGGAAGUGCAGCGACUGCUGUUCGAGCGCCUCGGGCUCGGAACUGUUGACGCUGCGAGACGCUGCAGCUCGUAUAUUGCUGAAGACCCCACAAUCGUCAGCACCCGCGAUGAACUCACAGCGAAGAAGAAGCGGCUGGAGAGCGUCCAGCGAGCACUGUUCAAUUUUGGCCUACAGUAGACUGAUGUCCCCCUCAAUUCCAUCAUUGACUGAUCGCUUUCAACAGCUUCAAUAUGCUCUGCCUUUCUUUUCCGUAUUGACCUCUUUCUGUUAGUCGCUCAUGAUGCUUUUCUCGUGCUUUCUAUCAUCAUUGCCUCGAGAUGUAGUCUCAUAACCUCGCAUUGUAUAGACGAUUCAAUCUGGCAUAGUCGACCUGCUCUUCUGUAGUACACUUAUGAAACAUUUCAGAGUGUCCGGUAGAAUCGUUAGCAUAAGC
Dichomitus squalens LYAD-421 SS1 is the source of this 2914-nucleotide messenger RNA. RefSeq lists its product as uncharacterized. Lineage: Eukaryota; Fungi; Basidiomycota; Agaricomycetes; Polyporales; Polyporaceae. The transcript has 11 exons. Gene Ontology annotation, cellular component: cytoplasm; microtubule; membrane. Bases 145 to 2658 code for a protein of 837 amino acids. The record is from RefSeq and is a predicted model, not a curated record. Gene Ontology annotation, molecular function: GTPase activity; GTP binding; microtubule binding.